Messenger RNA from Setaria italica (foxtail millet), 5274 nucleotides. RefSeq names its product probable apyrase 3. The transcript has 9 exons. Gene Ontology annotation, molecular function: nucleoside diphosphate phosphatase activity. Gene Ontology annotation, biological process: nucleoside diphosphate catabolic process. Lineage: Eukaryota; Viridiplantae; Streptophyta; Magnoliopsida; Poales; Poaceae. Gene Ontology annotation, cellular component: membrane. Bases 3646 to 5028 code for a protein of 460 amino acids. The record is from RefSeq and is a predicted model, not a curated record.
AGGUGAUAUUCUAUGAUGCAUUUUGUUAUUGUUCUCAUAUUAUUUACGAGAUGUUCCAUCGCAUAUAUAUUGUUUUUUCAUAAUAUUUAUGAGAUGUUUAAUAGUGGGUGCAUUUUUAUAAUUUUUAUGCUAUUCGUAAGAUUUUACAUGGUGCAUUUAUUAUUAUUUUUAUAGUAUUUACGAGAUGUUUCACGGUGUACUUUUUAAUGUUUACAUAUUAUGCAUUAGAUGUUAUACGGUUUAUUUUGGAUUGUUGCAAUGAUCAAAAUUUAUUUUUUUAACAUAAUAAUUAAUUGAUAUCUUUAUAAAUUAAAAUAUUCCAUGGUAUAUAUAUAUUUUUUUAUAACCUUUGUUACAAUGCUUUUAAAGUACCAGUGGUACUUGCAGGUACUUUCCUUUCUUAUCUUUUUUUUAAAAAAAUUAAAUAGAUUACACAUAAUUAAAAGGGUAUCAUAGCAAUUUCUUACUAUUUUUUUACUAGGUCCCACCAAAUUUGUACUUCUUGGUACUUCACAGCACUUGUCGGUGUUUAGACCCGGCAACCUACCGAGGGGUGCCCGAGAUAGUGUUUUGGUUAGUGGGGCUCGUCGAGAUCAGAAACUCGAAGGUAAACGUAGACACACGAUUUAGACAGGUUCGAGCUGCUAGAUUGCGUAAAACCCUACGUCCUGUGUGUUGGUUGGAUUAAAUUGCUUUGGAGGGAGUCCCUGCCUCGCCAUAUAUAGUUGAGGGCAGGGUUACGAUCGGUUGGUUACAAGAAUACUAGUCGGAUAUGACUAGAGGAGUUCUACUCUUAUUACACGAGCACUUUCCUAAUCCUCGACUAAUUCCUAUCUUUCCAUGUAGACUACGCCGUCCUGCGUCAUGGUCUCCAUGUUAGAUGCGUCUCGGUCUCCAACCCUAUAUUUAGGAUUGUCCAAACAUUGUGGUGGGUGCAUAGAUGUAUGCGCAAUAGUACUUCCUUUGUUUCAUCCACCAUUCGAUUUCUCGUGACGGACGGCUCUCAUUUUUUUGAGCACUCUAAAAUCUCUUUAUUUCAUUUGUUCCACAUGUUGGAUCAUUUUUUAGUGCAUAAAUUUCUUUCCAUACAUUUCAUGUCCAUUCAAUACAAAACAUUCCUUGCACCCUGUUUGAGUUUGAAUGUAGAUAUUAAAGCUUGGAAUUCAGAAUUAGCAUUGGGUACCCUCAAUCUAUUUGGAUGUUCAUGGAAUUCGAAUUGAAAAUCCCCUUCAAUACCAAAAGGUAUUGGGUGUACAACCGCAGCCCCUUCCACAGUACCGAGCCCUCCCCCUCUAUGUUCAGCGGCAUUUGUUCACCUCAUCCCCUCCGCUGUCAUGCAGUUUCCUCCUCCUCUCCGUGCGCCACUCUUCUCAUUCAUUCCACCGCCGAGGCCCGUGCUGGACGACUCCUCCCCGCACGCCACUCUCCUCCUCCCCUCAGCCACCAAGUCGUGCGCCGGUCUCCGUCGUCGCGCCGCAGACCACAAAGUCUGUUACCUUCUCCCUGUCACGUGUCACAGGUCUUGGUUGGGCUUGAUUCAGGUCUGGACCACCUAUAGGUGCCUUACGGAUGGUGGGCAUUGAUGAGGCCUAUAACCUUAGGUGGUGGAGGUGAACUGCCCAUCACCUUUCCAUCAUCGUAUAUCUUGAGUUUGCACAUACGGAAUAUUAAAAAAUUUACCGUAUUUUACUGAAACCAUCAAUUAUUUUUAAAGGGGUCUUUUUUUUACUUACAGUACUUACACGCUGCCAUCCAUCACUGAUGUAAAAAUUAUCCUACCUGAUACUCCCUCCGUUUUUACUUAUAAGAUGCGCACACGCAUAUCAAAAUUCAAAAUUUACAAUCUUUGAUCAAUAAUUUGACUAUCAAUUUUUUAUUUUUAUAAUGUAAACUUUAUACGGUUGGAUUCGUAAUCAAAUAUACUCUGUAACCAUAAACAAUAUAAUAUAAGAUAAAGGAAUUGUCAAAAUGUUAUUUGGAAGAUCGUGCCAAGUUCUACCAUACCCACUGUUCGCCUAAAUGGCCUAUUUAAACGCUAAACAGAGACCUCCAUCUUGUUUAGGCCCUAAACGGUGAAUUAAAUGGUUGGACCGUUUAAACCGUUAAAAACUGUCUAAACCAUCUAAACAGAAUCGAGUUAAACAUGAUUAAAUGAGCUAAAUGACCAUUUAAUUCAUAAUUUACUUAAUAGGAGGAUUACAACUAUACCACAAUCAAUACUAAACUAAUUAGCAUCGUAAGUAUAUGAAGUGUUGUGGGAUUUAGAUUUCUUCCAAAAAAAUUAUUUGAUAGAAUACUUACAUUUUACAUUUGUAAAUAUGUAGACUUUCAAGCAUAUUUGACUUUUAUAUACAUAAAUAUGUAUAUUUUAGUGUUAUUAUAUAAAAACAUUUAGGUCAUUUAAACGACCUAAACGCUAAACAAAGGGUGACCGACUAUUUACUGUUUAGCGUUCAUGAUAAUAUUAUCGUGCCUUAUAACAUAGCAAGCAGUGAUUCUCCGUAAUGCUGAAUUGAAUCGCAGACCUAAAAGGAAAACAGAUAGCGUUUGAAAAACAUUUAAAACACGCGCGCAUGAAACAUCUGCACAAAGAAAAUAGAACACGAGCAUGGAAAGGCGGGAAAAGUCGAAUUAAACAAAAUCAGAGUCCGGCAGGAAAAGAAGGAGAAUCUCGUCAAACAAAACAAAGGCCCAUAACAAACAAAACACAGCCUGCAGCUGCAGCUGUUCAAGACGUAUCGUUCCCAUCACUAUAUAUACUACCAUACUAUCCACCACUACAAGGUGUGGCCGUGUAGCUUUCCGACACUCUCGGUGACCUUUAUUUGCCGAUCAAGCUGAAAAAGCUAUAGAUCGUGCAUCGUGUGCGUAUCUCGUCCAGAUUAUUAGUUAAUUGGAUGGUUAUUAAUAUAAGGAUAGCAAAGGCUCCGAACUAGUAAAUUCUAACCUUUAAAUUCCCAUUCACCGUGUCCACCAAACCAUAGCUUCCCUUCAUGGUUGACAGGAUUUAACUAGGACCCUGACACUUCUACUUUGAAUCAACUAGUAAUCGCGUUGCUAACUGCGUUUCAUGUGCCUUUAGAUGAUCAUCAGUCAGUCCCCUCCAGGUCCAACGGAACAACCCUGAAGCACCACCGACUCGUCCACUUCCUCGGAGUACAUAUGUGUAACCAGCAAAAUUAAAGUUUGCUUAAUCUGCAAGAAAAUCAAGGUACAGGCUAAACCCUAAAACAUAUUUUUUAUGGUACAUUAAUAAAUUAUACUAAGUUAUACUGAUGUUCGAAAAGGACUACUAAUCCGUACACCUGAUCAUCUAUUCAUCAUGUUUGGUCGGUUUAAACAUAAUCAGUGAGGAAGAUAUACCUUAUAUACACCAUGCAUGUAUUAUUCUUCCCUGAUGAUAUAAUAGUCUAAAAUUAGCAUGAUGUAUAUCAUCAUCUAUCUCAAUUGAAUACACAUACAUGUGAAGGCAACUCACUGGCUGCAUGUGAACAAUAGCUGGGGAGCUUGAGAAACUCUCCCCCUUCAAAUCUUUAAAAGGCAACCCUGGCAUGAGGACUUGAACACGCACGCAGCACUAGCUCUAGUGUGAGUACAGGAGAAGGCACAGGUUUCUUCCUUCAUUGAGCAGAGCUCUAGGUAGCAAUGGCUCGCGUCUUCGGCACGGCCGUGUUGCUUCUCCUCCUGCAGCUGUCCUCGUCGUACCCCAUCGUAGUCCUUGCCGAUUCUCCCGUGCUUGGCCGGAAGGCCGGCGUCGCCGCCGACAAGCCAGCCGCUGAGAAGGCGCCCGCUGGGCCCGGGAGGUACGCCGUCAUCUUCGACGCCGGCAGCACGGGGAGCCGGCUACACGUCUUCAGGUUCGAUAGGCAGAUGGACCUCCUCGGAAUCGGCGAUGACAUCCAGGUCUUCGCCAAGGUGAAGCCCGGGCUGAGCUCAUAUGCUGGACGGCCUCAGGAUGCUGCCAACUCCAUACUACCUCUCCUUGAGAAGGCCAAAAGCGUGGUCCCUUCACGGCUUAUGAAAACAACCACUCUUAAGCUAGGAGCAACUGCUGGUCUGAGACUUAUUGGUGAAGAAAAAUCAGAGGAAAUCCUUGAAGCGGUUAGGGAUCUUGUUCACACAAAAAGCAAAUUUCAGUACAACCCCAACUGGAUCAAUGUUCUUGAGGGGUCUCAAGAAGGACAUUACUUAUGGGUUGCUCUGAAUUAUCUGUUGGAUAAAUUGGGAGGAGACUACUCCCAGACGGUAGGUAUCGUUGAUUUGGGCGGUGGGUCGGUGCAAAUGGCCUAUGCUAUAUCUGCAUAUGCUGCUGCUAGCGCUCCUGCAGUACCUGAUGGAGAGGAUCCCUAUGUUACAAAAGAGUAUCUUAAAGGAAAAGAUUACAGUGUCUAUGUUCACAGUUACUUGAGCUUUGGUGCUUUUGCAGCACGGGCAGAGAUUUUGAAGGCAAAGAAUGGGCCAUUCAGUUCCUGCACGCUGCGUGGAUUUAGUGGUACAUACAGCUACAACGGGAAGAAAUACGAUGCAACUGCUUCACCAAAAGGAGCAAAUUAUGAAAAAUGCAGGGAAGAGAUAACCAAGGCACUGAACCUAAACGCACCAUGCAAGACAAAGAACUGCACCUUCGGCGGUGUGUGGAAUGGAGGAGGUGGAGCUGGCCAAAACAACCUCUAUGUCACCUCGAGCUUCCACUAUCUUGCCUCGCGUGUUGGAUUCAUAGACAGUGAAGCUCCCAGCGCAAAGGCCACUCCAGCCGCAUUCAGAAUUGCUGCAAGGAAGGCUUGCCGAUUGGGUGUUAAGAAAGUAAAGGUUGCAUUCCCCAAGAUUGAAGACUCCAAUGUGCCAUACUUAUGCCUGGACCUUACUUACCAGUACACACUGCUCGUUGAUGGCUUCGGUCUGCCACCAACAAAGAAGAUCACAUUUGUAUCCAAGGUGAAGCACGGCGAGUACUUCAUUGAAGCCGCAUGGCCUCUGGGAACUGCUAUUGAGGCCCUGUCACCUAAAAAGCAGACUGGGAAUAAUUGAAUGAUAGUUUCUGGUUCAGCAAGGGUAUAUCAGUAUAUGUCACUUAACGGUGGCUGUGUGACCAUGUUAUGUGUCACGCUAUGGGGUUAGCAUUCAUGUCCAAUAAUUUUUUAUUCACAAAUAAUUCAUGUACAAUGGCUUGAAUAUGACAAUCAAGCUGAAGAUUUGUUCUCAAAACCUUAUCGUGAAAAAUUUAAUAAGCUUGCAUAAUUGUAAACUUGUAAUACACCUUAUCUUUGAAAUUUA